CCAAAGCCAUUCAAUUCAAUAGGAACCGACCGUCAGAGCGGGCACGCUUUCGUGACGUUCUAUCCCUGCGUGUACACUGAUGUUGGUCUGAACAGUGAAAGAAAAAGAAGCAAGCGUGCGUGGUGAAGUAGAAAAGGUGCGUUUGCGUGUGUGUGCGCCGGUGUUUCAAGCAGAGUAUCUUCAGCAACGCGCACAGUGACUGUGUUGUGCAUCUGGUUGGACACUGUGAUUCUUUAGCUUAGCAGAACCGAAAUUAAACACGCAUCAAAGCAGAUCAACCAAACCACUUGCUCCCACCCUCGGCGACAGAUUGUUGUGUGGGUGUGUGUGUCCGGCGUGGAUAAUCCUUGGGUAGGACCCUCUCCCGCAGCAGCAGCAGUAGUGCAACGCCGUCAAAGUGGCGUCUGACGACGGUGAGGAGAUGGGCGAGGUUGGUGCAAACGCCACGGAAACGACUGCAGCACCAACGGCGGCAGACAGUAACAACGAGCCAAAGGAAAAUGGUGAAGUAAAUGGAACGAGCGCGACCGCGCCAGCAGCCCAAGAGGAAGACACAACCAUCACUGUUAAGCAGGAGAAAACGGUGGACGAAAAAUCAGCAGCAGAAGAAGCAAAUGGAACAGUUAGCGAAGGGGAUGACGCCGUAGAAAAGAAGGCAACCGAGGCCGGCAAGGAACAACCGUCACCAUCAUCCGCAGCGCCAAAAAGUGAUGCAACAAACAAGUCCCAGGAAGCGAAAACUGAACCGAGGGAGGAGGAAGAGGAGGGGGAGAAGCACGAGCAGAAGAAAAAGAAGAACAAUAGUGAUAAAGCGACAGCAGUAGCGCCAUCUACCGAGGAACAGUCGCACAAAACCGAUGACAGUUGUGCUGGUGGUGGUGGCAACGGUCUCGGUACGUCGGCGGAAGGAAAAUCUGAUCUAGCUAGCCGCCCAGACGGCGAAACGAAGCGUUGCCAGGAUACGGAUGGCAAAAAAGUGUCCCGACCUGCCGCACCUGAAACAGAAGCAAUGGAUUUGGACGACGAGGAUAGUGACGCCGUGGUGGCAGUGGAAGCUACAAACGGCACACAAAACGGUAAGGAGAGCGUGAAAGUGGCAAGCAAAGAUUCCAAAGCAGUGACCACCGUUUCCAAGGAGGAGGAGGAAGAGGUUACGGAAAUCCCCGAAGACGAACCAAUGGAGGUGGAUGGUGAGAACGAAUCGGUCGCAACCAACGGUCACAAGGAAGCGACCACCGUCCGGGAGGAAGCAGAAGAAGAUGCGGUCGAGCGGGCGGAAAAACUGACCCGGAAGAAACCGGCCGGAAAGGAGUGUGAGAAGGAAGCUCCGCUGGAGAACGAUGAAGACGACAAACCUGUCAGUAUUAACUCCGACUCCGAAUGUGAGGAAGAUCCACAGCACAGGCAAGAACAAGGCCGGGAAUCGGUCACCACCACCACCGCAACGAAAGCGGCAACGCCAUCCAACGUGAUCCUGGUGGAUGAGGGUGGACUGGCGAAACUCGGUGCUGUUGGAGGUGAUGGUGCGCCGAUCGGGGCGAAGAGUACCGCGGGCGACAGUGUACCUAGCAACGGUGUUGCGAACGUUUCGACCAGCAACCAGAACGGUGACUGUGAUGGGGAUUUAACGAUCCUGAGCGACAAGGAAGACGAUUGCGUGGUGAUUGAGGAUGACGAGGGCGAUUCGGACGAGUCCAUGCCGUCCGCUGCAAACACCACCCGCGGAAGCAAUGCUGUGCCGCAUCAGCAGCAGCAGGCACGAAAGUCCGAGGGUCCAAUAUCACUCGUGACGGGCGGUGCAACACUGAAUGCUGCUACAAUCGCCGCCAUGCAACAGCAGCUCGGUCAGGGAUCCAUGGACGAUGAGGAGGACGAUGAUGACGAUAUUGAGGAAAUCAUUGACGAUCCUCUAUCGUUAAAUUCGGCCAGAAAUCUAUCGAUGAGCUCAGGACGCUCCUCGAUCGGUGGCUACCAGAGCAAUGCUACCAACUUCAAGAACCAGGGUCAAAAGUCUCUCCUCAUGAGCAACAGCGCUGCCGGUGGUGGCAAAGACCCGACACUCGUGUUAAUCGAUACCAACGCAAUGAUAAACAAUGGCGGUUCUCCGCGUACCUCGGCGGUGAAUCUUAGCGCGGUAGGAUCACCCACCGUAAACAGCAAUGCGGCGACUCUGCUCGCCAAGGCCAGCAAUGCCGGUAUCCUGGCGAACGCGAACGUCAACACCGGCGGGCAAUACAAUUCGCGCAGCCUGCUCAAUGCACCCGGCAUCGCCAACCCAACGUCCGGCGGAGGAGGCAUCGUUAACCAUCAGGGCGGCGCUAUGCUGGGGAAAGCGGGCGCAUCGGCAUUGACGCCCGUGACACCGCUGCUGCCCGCGCUUACGGACGAUAUGUUUGUGCUGGAGGCACCAUCGUUCAUCGUGCCGUACAUCUACGAGAAACCGCCGGAAGACAAUCUGCGCGACAUCGUGGACGAGCUGGAGGAAAGCAUUAAGGAAAUGCGCAAAAAGCUGGUCGAGUCGGGUGUGGUUCCACCUGCGUCCGACCAGCCGGCUAACGAGGCGGGCACGUCCGCGGCAGCGCAGAAGCAACAGCAGCCGGACGAGAGCGGUAAGAAGGAUGCUGCGCCCGGCUCCAUUUACGACAAGGACGCGGACAAAAACAAGUACAACAAAAAGCGGAAACGAAACAAUGACGACGAUGACGACUGGGACGAGCUGGAAACGUCCACCGACGACGAAGCGUCGGACGAGGAGCAAAAGACGAAGGUGCUGAUCAAGGAGGCGAAGGCCGACAUCGAGGCGAUCAAGGAGCACAUCAUCUCGCCGUCCGACAAGGACGACCUCGGCGGCGGUGGCGGCAGCAGCGCGGGCGGCGGUGCGAACGAUCCGAAAAAGUCGGAAAACUAUUUCGAAAAUCCGCUCGGCAAGUUCUUCAUGAACAUCGGCAUCAACCUGGUGCAGGAGUUCGUGCAGACCGAUCUGUUGCGCCAGCAGAAGCGUAAGCGCGACCGGGAGGGCAAACCGUCGCCGAGCACGCAGCUGGCCAUCAACUCGCUGAUGAAGAAUCUCGAGCAGAGCAAGGAAAACAACAAACCGUACAAGUUCGAGAUGAAGCGGUGCGAGUACUGCCCGUUCAAGUCGGAAUCGGCGCUGGUGAUGGCGCACCACUACGAAACACCGCACAUGCGCAACUUCAUCUUCAAGUGCAACUUCUGCGCGUACGAAACGCGACCCCCGCACGACAUACUGUACCACAUGGAGGCGGUCCACAACAUUAAGGGCCGGAUGGAGAAGGCACUGUCGUACCACCACUGUCCGAACUGUCCGUUUGAGGAUAAUGGGAAGUCGAAGCUGGCCCGGCAUGCGGUCGCCUGCGCGAAGAAGUUCCGGCCCGAGCUGAACCUUAACCCGCCCAUCGACUGGGAACCGCCCGCAAAGAUACCGCGCAUCAAACCGAAACACGGACUGGUCGGCACGGCAACGGCUUAUCAGGCCAUGACAGCCCAGCAGCAGAAAAACAUUGCCCUUGCCAAUCAGCAGCGCAUCAAUCAGCAGCAGGUCGUCUCAUCGCCGGUCCACCUCCAGCAGCAACAGCACCUGGCACACAGCCAGAUACAGCAGCAGCAGCUUGCCGGCGUCGGCCAGCAGCAGCAUCUCGGACUGGCCGGAGCGAAUGCGGCCGCCGCCACGCUGAACAACGUUGCCACGCUAGCAAACCUUUCCCCAACGGCGCAGGCCGUCGCCAUACGGGCCCGGGCGGUCGGUGGGACCGGGUCCGUUGCUGGGACCGGUGGCCGCGCACCGGCCAUCAUUCCCUCGCCGACGGGUAUUACCGGGGCGGGCGGCGGCGGCGGCGGCGGUGUACGAGCGGCGGCCGGUGGUGGCGUCGGCGGUGUCGGUACUAUGAACGCGAACGCGCUUGCCGCGUCGGCCGCCGCCAUCCGGAACACGCUCGCCGGUGCAGGAAUGGUAAUACCCAAUAACCUUCAGCUUUCGGCAUCGGCUUUGGCCGCUGCUGCUGCGGGAGGAUUUAGUAAAUAUCUGCCGAAAUCAAUCAACGCCGGACGAUCUCUUCUAACCAAUUCCAAUGCCUCCAUCACAAUUCAGAAUGCGUCCAGCAUGAAAGCGACAAAGACGGCACAGGCACCGAGCAUCUCGAUAACGCCCCUGCCACGUCAGUCGGCCUCGAACAACGCUGCCAACAUGUCCAACAUUGCCGGUGCCCUGUCGAAGCUGCAGGCGCAGGGUACGUCCGCGGUGAAGCCCGGCCAAAAUCCGACCGGUGGCAAGAUGGCGUUCGUGGUGUGCGAGAUCUGCGACGGGUACAUCAAGGAUUUGGACCAGCUGCGCAACCACAUGCAGUGGAUACACAAAGUUAAGAUCCAUCCCAAGAUGAUCUACAACCGGCCGCCACUCAAUUGCCAAAAGUGUCAGUACCGGUUCUUCACCGAUCAGGGCCUCGAAAGGCAUUUGCUAGGCUCGCACGGCUUGGUGACUAGCUCGAUGCAGGAGGCCGCCAACAAGGGCAAGGACGCUGGUCGCUGUCCAGUGUGUGGCAGGGUGUACCAGUGGAAGCUGCUAAAUCACGUGUCCCGCGACCACAACAUGACGCUGAAACCUGCCCAUCUUUCGUACAAGUGUACCGUCUGUACCGCCACGUUCGGCAUGUACAAGCAGUUCGAAAGCCACGUCUACUCCGCGCACAGUACGGUGGCGAAGAAGUCGACCGACGGCAGCAAAAGCAGCAACAGCAGCAAGGGCGGCGGCGGCGGCCAGCAGCAGAGCUCAUCGGGCAUGGGUGGCGGAUCGUCCUCUUCCGGUGCCGGGUUGAGGAAUCCGUUCGGUGGUGGCGGUGGUGGUGAUUCGCUGCUGAAACCGCUGAAGAUUAACGACGAAAUAACGAUCAUCCCGCAGCCGACAUCGAACAGCAAGAUGGCGAAAACGAUCGAGCUGGAAAGUCAUGUCAUAGAUUAAAAACUGUGGAUUUUUGGAAGAAAAACAAGGUUAGUAAGGCCAUUGUAAAUCACAGCCGGUCCAGAGCUGGGGACUAUUUGGACCUUUUGGGACGCCGGGGGAGAUGAUCGUUCCUGGAUCGUUCCCUUAAUUUAUCUUCUUCACCCCUGAGAUCUCCUCGUGAUCUUUCUCGACCGCCACACGAUCGUCGCUGUUCCCCCCCAACACAAAUCCCCCCCACAAAUCCUUACUACCAAAUCGUGCAUAAUAUCCCUGCGGUUGUUCAACGACCGUCGUGACCACACCAGUUGUGUAGUUGUGUCCGCGCAUUGCCCACCCCCUUUUUUACCAAUUAUUUUGCUCUUCUUCAAAAAUAAACGUUACAUUUAGGUAAUUUAAUAACCAAGUACGACGCGCGCGCGACAUUAUUUUUUCCCCCGCCGGCUUGCGUGCGUGUGUGUGUGUGUGUAAAGUUGUUUCGUAGGGGUGGCGAAGAAGGCGGCAAAGAAAAUCCAUGUAAUAAAUGCGAAAUACAAAGUUGUGUAUAGAACGUAAGUGAUAAUAACAAGGCAGAACCAGUAACGGAGUGUAACAUUGUCUCGCGUUUGUCCAUCAUUUUUGUUUAUCAUUAUCGAUAUCGUUUUUUUUUUUUCGUUUCCAUUUUUGUUUCGUAUUUGUUCAAGUCGGCGUGGACUGUGUAAUUAGUAUUUUAAAUUUACCUCCCAUAAACUCUUCUUUCCCGCGUGCUAUGGUAAAGCAAUCUGAGUAAGUUCCUAGAUUUUUAGCGGGACUCGGGGUGUCUACACAGGAUUGGACUUCGAUUUGGUAAGGUUAGCUCUCAACUCGCCGUCGUCUCAGCGGUUUUGGUGGGUGUCCCAUUGUCCCCUGCACACAGAAAGAGGUUGGAUGAUGGGACGGAUCUUGUACAACGAGCAAUGAGGGGGUAUCAGACUUAUGGAAACUGAGUACGAACGUGGAUUGUAGCGCUAGAUUGUAUACUACUAGAACGUUUACCCCGAACGCCACUGCUGGCUAAUCGGAAUUAUUUGAGUGGAUAAGGAAAAAGGGCGCCGAUUCAACUGCACGGGAGAGAAGGUAGCGCACUGUAAAGCAUAAAGUAAACCCGAUUCUCUUAGCAACACAACACUCUAGACAGAGAGACAGACAGCACAGGCUGCUAAAGCCCGUUAAAACUAGUGAUGGGAAUAACCACCCUGUACCGUGAAUCAGAAUCAGAGUGAAUGAGUUAGAAGCGUGAGUCUCCGUGCCGAUUAAUCACUCACUCACUGUAUAUGAGCGGAUUAGUCGGCACGGAGAGUCGAUAAAUCAUAAGUGAGUUGAAUCUACUCUCAGUCAUGGGUAAGAUUUAACUCAUUCACACAUUCUGACUCAAUUGGCACAUCACUAGUUAAAACCGAAGAAUAGCACCCGGGGGGGCGCCUAUACCCUUUUGAUAGCUUGUAAAGUGAGGAAUGUAGCUUACAAAUUCCCAUAUCUUAGGCAGGUUUGAAUUGGCUCAUGAAGGGGAAUUGAUAGGACUUAUGUAUAGAGAGCUGUAGCUUACAAAUUCCCAUAUCUUAGGCAGGUUUGAAUUGGCUCAUGAAGGGGAAUUGAUAGGACUUAUGUAUAGAGAGCAGAAAGAAGGCCAAGAGUAAAGCAAAAACCCCUAUAGAGAACGAGCUCGUGUUCGUUUCUGUCUGUGUUAGUACGAGGAACGAGAAAGAGACAACAAAAAAGAACGCAGGGUUAAAACAAAGUUGUAUGGUGCGGAAAAAAACCCCGGAGAAGAGUUAAGGCACCAUUUAAAAAAAAAACAAACAAACAAACCAACAAAACUCACCUAACCAUACACGGUGAGGAUACGUACGACGAUGAGGAAGUAGUGGUAGUAGUAUGAAGGGAAAAAGGAGCAAAAAAAAACAGAUUCUUUAUAAUCCAAAUAAACUGAGCCAGAUACUUGAA
Anopheles stephensi (Asian malaria mosquito) is the source of this 6916-nucleotide messenger RNA. RefSeq lists its product as uncharacterized. The transcript is spliced from 9 exons. The record is from RefSeq and is a predicted model, not a curated record. Gene Ontology annotation, biological process: regulation of gene expression. Lineage: Eukaryota; Metazoa; Arthropoda; Insecta; Diptera; Culicidae. Gene Ontology annotation, cellular component: nucleus. The coding region runs from base 422 to 4975 and encodes 1517 amino acids.